Trichobilharzia szidati is the source of this 2958-nucleotide messenger RNA. The record is from the annotation of a GenBank genome assembly. Lineage: Eukaryota; Metazoa; Platyhelminthes; Trematoda; Strigeidida; Schistosomatidae.
AUGAUAUUUCACUAUCUAUUGUCAGUCCUUCUAUCAUUUUGUUCAAGUUAUGUUGAGGGAUUUAAUUUCCAGAAAUUAUCACCUAGUUCACUGGAGAGAUCUAAGAUAAAAGAGGGAAUCAAUGAAAUUUCUGAUGAGAAAGGAAUUCUACAUAAUGCUAUUGGUACAUUGAACAAUAUCAAUGAAGACAAUAUAUUCGUACGUGUUGGUUCCAGUGAUACAUUUCGAUGUGGUAUAUUGCCUAAAAGUGUAUCCUCUCAACUACAAGGUGUUUGGAAUGCUGAAAUGAUCAAUGGUGAAAUGGAUUUAUUAUCUUUUAAAAGAAUCAAUAACACUGAGAUAGUUAUUCAACCACCAAUAGGUGCAUCAAUCUAUUAUAAAACUGGUUGGACAGAAAUCUUGUGCUCGUUUAAUGAAUUACAAAGUAAUAAAGUGAUCUUUAGUUUUAAACGGCUAAUAAAAGUGGUUGGUUGUCCGACAUUUGGAACUUUAAAUGGAGUAGACACGGGAGAAGUUAUUCUACCGUUUGGAUCAAAUAAAAAACUUCGUUGUGCUAUAAAACCUGAUAAUAUUGAAUCAAUACUGAAAGGUUAUUGGUUAGCUAAACAAGUAGGCGGUGAAAAGGAUCUAUUAUCGAUUAAAUUGCUAAACAAUACAAUAAGUAUUGAACCUCCCGUCAACAAUGGUAGUUAUGAAACUCCAGGUGUAACUGAAAUUCAGUGUAUAUAUAAAAGUCGACAAAAUACCACUUUGUACAGUUUCAAAAGAACUGUAAGAAUAGAAGAAAUGGAACAGAAAUAUCCUGGUUAUUGGAUUGGUCGUAUCCUAAGCAAUAAGGAUAAUAUCAUUGAAAUGAAUACAACAGCAAAUGAAACAGUUGUAUUUCAACCACCUAAACCAUAUAAAACUUAUACAAAUCGUGGUAAAGCACAAGUGGAAUGUAUUUAUAAACUAUAUAAAAAUAAUAAAGUGCUAGUUAGAUUUAUAAACACUAUCAUUGUAUAUACUAAUCAAGUAAGCUAUUAUCUUGAUAUCCAUUCUGACUAUAUCUAUCGUAUACAUAUCGGUAGUAAUCGAAGAGUUUGUUGUACAAGCUAUGAAAAGACUGAACAAAGUCCGUAUACAUGGAAGAUAAGUGUUCCGAAUAACGUAGAAGGAAAAUUAGUUUCAUACAAUGGUACCAAUUGUAUUCAACCACGAAAAGGCGAUCUCAUCUAUCUAACACCAGGUACAUUUAAUGUCACAUGUGAUUUGAAAACAAAAUCAGGAGGAUCAACAGGCAUUUCAAAAACAAAAACAGUACAUCUUGUUGAUUUAGGCAGAAUAGGUACAAUUAACGGACAUAAUGGUGAUAAUGGAUAUGCAAUACUCGGUACUUCAAAAAUAUUUCAAUGUGGUAUAAUACCAAAAAGUGUAGAAUCAAAAUUAAAUGGUUACUGGAAAGCUGUAAUACUUGAUCAAUAUAAUCAACCAUUUUCAUUGAAUUUAAGUCAAGGCAAAGUUAUUAUUGGACCAUAUAAUGGGAAAAUUUAUGAAAAAAUUGGUUAUAUUCAAAUCCAAUGUCAAUAUACCUAUAAAUAUUAUGAAGUUGAAUUUGCUUUUGAUAAAUAUAUAUAUGUUACAUCUGCAUUUCAUUGUAACACUAGAAGUAAACAAAAUCCAGUGAAUCUCACCUAUUCUAUUGGUUCAGCUAAUCAAUUUGCAUGUUGUUAUACACCGAAAUCAAUAAAUUCAGAUGGUUAUUGUAAACUGUUGCUUAGUGGAAGCAAAAAGAAAGAAGAAGUAUAUCCUGAAGAUGAAUUAUCUAUUGAAUACUGUGAUGAUGAUUAUAUAUUUGGACCACCUAAUAAUAAACACGUUUAUACAGAUGAAAAACAAUGGUCAAUUCAAUGUUCUUAUCUCAAGAAAAACUAUAAUACAGAAUAUGAUACACUGAAAACACAUAUGAAAGUAGUAAAUGAUGUGAAAUUAUACUUCACUUAUCAUGUUGACAAGUUUCAUUUCAAUAAUGAUAAUGAUUCUGAUUCUGAUGACGACGAUGAUGACGGUGAUGAUGAUGAACAAAUCAAUAUUGGUUGUAUAGUUGAACGUGAUCCAUUAGCACUGGUACACAGUAAAGGUAUACAUAAGAUAACUAUGCAUGGUUAUGCUGCACAAUACUUUGAAAUUAAUUAUUCAGGCAAAUAUCCAGUAAUAAAAUCACGUCGUCUACCUACCAAUGAUGAUAGUGAAUCAGUAUAUGGAUAUGCAUUGUUUCAGUGUAGUUAUACCUUUUAUAAUGGAGAGAAAUAUACUACUGAUAUGGCUAUAUACAUUGUAGAUAAGAAAGCGUCUACCUAUGAACCACCUUCGGUUUUGAUUAUUACAAUACUAUCUUCAUUAAUGUCAAUCUGGUGGUUUGUUUGGUGGAUUAUCGUGUUAUACACAAUGUGUUGGAUUGUUUUUUAUCAAAUUUAUACAACUAAUGAAGAGUUAAGUGAUUCACAAAUAGAAGUACAAAUGUUUCUAGAUAACUGUUAUGCAAUUCAGAAUAUCGAUCAUCAACAUCCUCACCACCAAAUAGUGGUAUCCACAAAUCAAGUUCAACAAUUAUCUCAUGAUCCAUCGCAUGAUUUCGUCGAAUUGUUCAUUUUAAAUCGAGAUGAGAUUGACAGCGAACUAUUUACGCAGAUUAAAGGAUUUAUUCAAAUGUAUCAAAGUUAUUAUCUAAUGGUUAAUCAUUGGAAAUCAUUAUGGUUGGCGAAUGAUCGUGAAGGUAUUGAAGAAUCAGCUCAAAUGAUCGCAGCAUUUAUUAGGAAAUAUAUGAAAGAUAAUUCAGAAUCACAACAAGUUAAUGAUGACAGCUCAUUGCCUCAAUUUAAUCAACCUUCAGAAUUAAUUCAGAUAUACUCAACGUCAAUGCAAGAGGUUCAACCUUUUGAUUACAUUUGUGAUGAACUGUUAUUAGUUUACAUUUAA